AUGGAUGAUUUCAUUUAUCGAAGGGUUAUUGCCGUUCCACCAGCCCUUCUGAAUGCCUACGUCGUGGCUAUGGUCGGCAUCUUCGUGUGUUCUUGCUUCUGGAAUAUUCGGAGUCACGAGCGACUGACUGUCAGUGAGUCGGAAUUUCUUCACACUAAAAGCUGCCUGCUCAGGUUGGCAGCUCUGCGUCCAGGUCUUGAUGAUGCCUCUGGUGUUCUUCGACGUGCCAAGGUGGUUUGCCGCAGUCAUGACCUCCCUUGCCGCCUCGUUCGCCGAACAUGGUUCGAAAGAUCUUCCCUUCGAGUUUGAUGUGAUCUGUUUUUGGACAAGCAACUCUGGCGAUCGUAUGCGAAGGCUCAAUGUUGGCCGCUUUUUAUGCCAAACGUUAUGUUCUAAAUUUGACAAUGAAAAAGCUCGCUGACAUAUUUCAUUCUGUAAGUUUUACGCGUUCGAUUUUGAGUUUCUUCUCGUGUCUUAGAAGGUUUCAUGUCGAAUAAAAUCAAAGCUAAUUCAGCUGAGAACAUUUUUUCUCACAAUCAGAGACUGAGUUAUUACGGAAAAAGGUCAAAGUAAUAGGAAAUGAGAAAUUUGCCAUUUCAGUUACAACUGUACUGCUGUAAGUCAAUUUUAAAAAACAUGAACUUGGAAUUUUUCGAAAUAGUUUUUGAUCGGUAUUUCUCGUUCAGUUGAUGGACCUGGACCCGCUCAAGUACGACUACUUUAACACGAUACUUUUCGUAAUCGGCUUUUUUUUCGGUUUCAUAGCGCUCCUCAGCUUCAUUACCCGACUUCUGCAUGAAAGGUUUUCGAUAGGUCUGAUUUUUCUUUAUGAAGCUCUUCAAAUCGAAAUUUUCAGCUUGGAUCAUAAUUUUCGAGAUUGGUGUCAUUCUCACAACUAUCUCAUCGGGAUAUCUGGAACUGGGCGUCAUUUUGCUCAUAAUUUUUCAUUCUUUGGCUGUCAUAUCCUCCAAAUUAGGUUUGACUGGACGUUCGCCUCAACUUCUUGAAAUUUUUGGCAUUUCCAGGUUUCUUCUACCCUGUGAUAUUCUUCCUUCUGAAAAUGAUGGUUGCAGGAUAUUUUUUGAAAAAGUUUUGA
This is a messenger RNA of Caenorhabditis auriculariae, 1096 nucleotides long. NCBI's taxonomy places the organism in Eukaryota, Metazoa, Nematoda, Chromadorea, Rhabditida, Rhabditidae. The record is from the annotation of a GenBank genome assembly.